CUUAAACACGGUAUAUUUUAAGCCGUGUUUUUAAAUAACCAUUAAAUCAUUGUCAUUUAUUUAAUCUGUGCAUUAUUUAUUCUUUAAGUUGGUCUGUUUAACUAGUUUAUGACAGUGUAAAGAUGAACCCUCUUGUUUCCACUCCAAAUAAUUUUAUAAAUAAUGGAUUAAUAAUGUUUUUUUUAUAUAUAUAUAUAGUCAUUUAAGUAACUAUAUAAACAUUAAUUGUGUAAAUUAUAUGCGAUUAUCUGCAAACAAAUAACAUUUGUUGUGGUAGUCUGAGUUUACCAUGACAAAAUACAACUGAGUGACAGGAGUGAUGUUACGGGCCCGUUCGAACACACAGCCUUUUGAUGGGAAGAUGUACACUUGUGUCAGGUCUACAAAUGGUUUUUUAUUAGAAUUUAAACAAAACACGGUUGACACGUUGUAUCUAUAAGUGAAAACCCUGCGGCACCAAACCCGGGUUAUGACUUAGUUGUAGUUAUCAUGUAUAAGUACACAUAAGAAAUGUCUGAACGGGUUGGUGUCGAGGUGACGGUACGUCAGCAGUGUUGUAGCUGUCUCGAUUCCUGACUGAGUUCAAGUUCUCCUUUAGCGAUGAUUCCGGCCUCCUUAGCCUAGGUGGUGAUGGACGCUGCCAGUAGACAACGGCGUCUACUGGUGGCGCGUCGUCCACACCCAAACACGUUUUCCCUUUGGCCCCUUGAACACGUUUUCCCUUUGGCCCCUUGAACACGUAUCACUCGUUGUUGCAUGGGAACGUCGUCGAUUUACCACACCCGUAUUAAUGGCCCUGACGUGUGUACACUUAACGCGACGACCGAUUUCAUAUCUCGUCGCGUGAAAUUCUUAACUUAUAAUUAACAAACUUUACACAUUAAGAACAGAAUUCGUCACAAUGACGACGUACUUGUACCCGGACAAUAUCCAAUAAUUUGGAUGAACGCCACAAUUUAAGAUAUAUCUAUAAACCGUGACGAACACCAAUCAGUUAAACUGGAUGGGAGACUGAUAAUAUUGACACAUACCAACCAGUAUUUCAAAGAACAUUAGAUGGCUUACAGCUUCAGUAAAAAAGAAUUUGUAGAAAAAAUUAGUUACACGUUGUCACGAUCUCGUAGUUCUAAUUUAAUUUGAAAUUGUAUUAUAAAGAAAUAUCAGCAGAGGAAAUUGUAUACAUUUUUUUAACUUAGCAGUUAGUAUUUUUUUCUCUAACUAAGUACACUAAGCACAUUUAUAUUACUUUGUGUUUUGAAUUUAUGUGAUCUAAAUACGCUAAAUGGUAUAAUCACAGAAUAAUCUAUUCUAUAAUCAAGGGUGGAUCUAGAAAUGAAAAGGAGGGUCUAGAGUGCUAGACCAUAAAUUUUAAUUCGAAUAAAAGUCAACAAUAUUAAUGCAUAUUUCACAUAUUAGCUGAAAAAAAAAUCAAUUGUAUGUUUAUAAUUUAAAUAGUUGAAUGAAAAUAUAUAUUAUAUUAUCAAAAAUAUCAAAUUAAUUUGAUCAAUUUUCUGUAUUGCUUCUAGAUCUAGAUGACUUUGAAAAUAUGUUUAUUACACCCUCGAUAUUUACAGGUAUUUUCUAAUGAAUAUUUAAAACUUAUAUAGUAGGUAAGUGAUAGUAUGGGGCUAUAGCCCCUCUUGUAUCCGCCCCUGUCUAUGGAAUAAUUGUCUUUUCAUCAACAAUUAACCCGUAGACAGGGGCUUCUCUUAUUAUCUGAUUUGAAUAUUGUUAUCUAUCAGAAUACUAAUGAAUAAUGCCAACUAUCAAAAAUUUAUCAGACACCUUAGAUCAUAUACUAUAUUAUCUAUCAAACAUUAUCUAAGCACUAGAUAGUAAAAUAAAAAACUUUAUAUCACUAAUAAAAUAAACGGUUCUUAUCAGUAUCUAGAAUAAACGACACAGUUAGGUACCUUACUUCUUAGAAAAUAUGUUUUUACAUAUAUACUUAGGUUUUAAUCGUAAACCUAUUUGUCAAUAGGUCUAUGGUUUUAAUGGUUUAAUGUGGACAUCAAGGUGGAUUAAUCUACCUUGGUGGACAUAAUAAUAUAUUAUAUUUCAGCAUUUCUUCAAAUUGAUAAUUGUGAGUAGCCGCCAAUCGCAGCUAUAGUAGCAUCAUUGAUUAAAUAUUCCUGACAACUGUACUGCUAAAAAUCACUGUUAGUUAUCUAUAUUCUCUAUUAUGUUUUCUAUAAAAAAAAAUAGUAAGGUACAUAACUAUGUCGUUUAUUCUGAAUAGGUACCGAUAAGAACCGUUUUUUUUAUUAGUGAUAUAACCGGUUUUUUUUUUUUAAUGUCUGGUAACAAUUUUUGCAAAGACCACGAUUUCAGCGAUAAUUUAGAUAAUAUUAUCUAUGAUGUUAAAUACUGUUAGAUAAUAUGUCUAUGAUUUUAUUUUUCUGUCUUAUAUUUUUAAAAAAUAUUUUUAGUAUAAUUUAAUGAAGAUUUAUAUUUUCGUUUUACCUAUAGUAAAUUAACAAAUAAUUAGAAUGUUAUCAGUUAUUAUUAUUUAUUAACUAAUUGUUAGAUAAUUUUAAUUUUAUAUCUACCAUAAAACACAUAGUAAGUAUGCAGAAUGUACAUUUGAGGUGUUUGCCAAAAUUUUCAAGAUUCUCAUCACACACAUAUUCAUCUGAAAGUAUACAUUUUGAUUUGCCUGAUAUAUUUUCCAGUGAAAACUCUUUAAAUGCUGUGAAAUCUUUUAAGUUAUUAUGCCCUCAACUUAAGAUCGAUGGUAAACGUCAAGCUGCUGUUCUAAUUCCAUUAUGUGUUGUUAAAGAUGAAGUAUCUAUAUUAUAUACAUUAAGAACAAUUAAUUUAAAACGAAAUAGCGGUCAAGUAUCUUUCCCUGGAGGAAUGCGUGAAAAAAACGAAGAACUAAAAAAUACAGCAUUAAGAGAAUCGUGCGAAGAACUUGGAAUAAGCAAAACUAAUAUUGAUAUUUGGGGCAGUGGGAAAUUUAUUGUUUCUAAAGAUAUAGCAAUUAUGCCAUUUUUAGGAAAUAUUGGAGUUAUAGAGCCCAAUAAAUUAAAUAUUAAUCACCAUGAAGUGCAAUAUGCUUUUGCUCUUCCUCUUAGGCACUUUUGUGAACCAACUAAUUGUAAACACACUUGUUUCAGACAAUUAUCAAUUAAUAAGUUAAUGAUGAUUCCUGUCUACAUGAAUGAUUACAAACGAAUUUGGGGAAUGACUGCAUAUAUGACUUGGUUGGCUCUAAAUUCAAUUAUACCACAGCAAUUUACACAUAGUAUCUAUCAUAAUAUGAAACAAGUUUAAAAUUAUCACUAAUAGUAUACAAAUAUUGUAUGUUACCAUUUUUAAUUAGUUUUAUUUUAGAAUACAGUUAUCAAUUCUAUAAAAAUGAAAUAAAAUCUCUCUACUUUUAUACUAUAUGAAUUAAAUAUUUUUGUGUUCAUCUUUAAUUAUAAUUAAAAUACAAUUACAUUUUGAUAAACCAAUUUUAAAAACCAGUACUAAUUUUUUUUUAAAUAUUACAAUCGAAUUUAUUCUUUAAAUUACCAAUGUCAUCAUAAUUGUUAAAUAUUGACAUUAGGUAGGACUAUCUAAAUUAGUAUAAGGUUUGUACUUACAAUUAUAAUAAUACAAAACUAAGUUAAGGUUACAAUGUGUUUUUUACAAUAAAUUGUCAAUAAUUAUUUAUUAUUUACUUUAUUGUACCUAUUUAAUAACAAUAUACUUUUUGUAUACUAUGAUAAUUUAUUGUACACAUAAAUACAUAAAACGAUUGUUUAUCUGUGAUUGUAU
Cinara cedri is the source of this 3765-nucleotide messenger RNA. NCBI's taxonomy places the organism in Eukaryota, Metazoa, Arthropoda, Insecta, Hemiptera, Aphididae. The record is from the annotation of a GenBank genome assembly.